CUGAAGGCAUUCACUGAAAAUUGGCCUUUGAACGAGAAUAAAUAUCUUCCCGGAAAGUCGUUUGAGACGAAACGAUUUGUGAAUGUCUUAAUCCGGGCACGCGACGGUGGUUCAAUCUUGAGGGAAGAAGUGUUGAAGGAAAUCCAGGUUUUGAACCAAUGGAUUUCCAACAAUAUCAGUGUUCCUACAGAUGAUGGGCGCUUCAAUCUCACCUAUCAGGUAUUGAAGAAAAAUGCUUUUUUUGCGAGUUGUUAG
Strongylus vulgaris is the source of this 255-nucleotide messenger RNA. NCBI's taxonomy places the organism in Eukaryota, Metazoa, Nematoda, Chromadorea, Rhabditida, Strongylidae. The record is from the annotation of a GenBank genome assembly.